Molecule: messenger RNA, 1885 nt
Organism: Boleophthalmus pectinirostris (great blue-spotted mudskipper)
Lineage: Eukaryota; Metazoa; Chordata; Actinopteri; Gobiiformes; Gobiidae
Product: immunoglobulin kappa light chain-like
Exons: 5
Coding region: 3-1007 (334 amino acids)
Biological process (GO): response to bacterium
Source: RefSeq, a predicted model, not a curated record
UGAUGUUCUCUGUUCAGACUCUCUUUACUCUUGCGCUGGUCAGUUCAGCGUCGAUGUCUGACCUGCCAUUGUCUGUAAAUCAACAAGAACAAGGCAGUUUCCUCUUAGCGUCUGUUGGAGAUAACAUCACCCUACCUUGUCGUUCUGCAAAAAAUGUUAAGGAUGGAGCUAGACUUAACUGGUACAAACAAAAAUUGGGCAUGAAGCCAAUGGUCAUCUGUUCAUACUAUAAAUAUGACCAAAAGAGUGAAUUUUAUGGAGAAUUUCUCAGUGACAAUCGUUUCCAGCUGGAUAAUGACAAUGACAAAAAUAACUUACACAUCAACAACAUAAACAUCUCUGAUUCUGCUGUUUAUCACUGUGUGCGAUCCUUUUUACACCAAAGUGAGUUCCAGGAAAGUGUCACUGUGAUUGUGAAGAGUUUGAGCCCAACAGUUGAAGUCCGUCAGUCUCCACAUGAGGAAACAGAACCAGGAAAUAAUGUGACUCUAAACUGUAGUGUCCAGACUGAGAGGUGUGAAGGACAGCACAGGGUUCACUGGUUCAAACAGUCUGAAGAGUCUGCAGCAGGAGUCCUGUACAGUCAUGGAGGAGGUCGUGUGGGUGAUGGGUGUAAGAAUGAUGAAAAAAGUGCAACCAACUCCUGUGUGUACAGCCUCCCCAUACACAAUGUGAACUCAGAGCAGACUGGGACCUACUACUGCGCUGUGGCCGCCUGUGGACAAGUCCUGUUUGGGAACGGGACCAGGAUCACAGUAAAAAGUGUCUCAGACAGUAUGGUUUAUGUUCUGAGUGGAGUUUCCAUAUUCAGCACCAGCCUGGUCGUUUUACUCACAUUUUGCUUCUGCGUCCAAAGCAAGACAGACACAUGCAUGAGAAAUUCUACAAUAAAGACUGAGGAUUUCUCCAAACUUGUCCAGUACAAGACCACAGAACAGAUGAACAGAAGGAGCAGACACACACCUGACACAUGGACUCAAUGUGUCUACUUCUGUGGCAAGAAGUAAAAGGGAAAAAAAAAUAUAUUUACAGAUAUGUUGCCAUCAUAGACUGUAUAUGAAAGGAGCUGUCACACCUUGACGAUUUAGCCAGCGUAUGCCAACAUGAAAAAUUUGGCAAAUACCCUGGUGUAUGUCGGGUAAGUUCUAGGUAAGUUUAGUAUAAAUUCUGAGCACGCUGAAGCACGCUGGCAUACGGCGACGUACGGCAAGGUCAUCGGAAAAUUUUGAGCAUGCUUAAAAUUUCUCGCCAUAUGUCAGUGUGUGCUUAUACGUCCUGCAUAGGUGGGCCAUAAGUUGUAGGUAAGUUAUCCGAACAUUGACACACGUUCACACACAUUAAUUGUAAGUUAGUCAGAAGUCCAAAUACACUGAGAUAAUGUCUCGCAUACCCAUGCCCAUAAGUAACGUGUUUUGAACCUGUGUGUAACUUAUAUCCAACUUACCUAAAACACAUAUUGACGUAUGCAGAUGUAUUUGACAUGUUCCAGACGCCAACAGAACUUACUGAACGUGUUUCUAACUUGUAGCUACUGUAUAAUGGCGUAUUGGCAGUGUUUAGGGAAAUUAGUUUAUAACAUUGGGGAGGAAACCGUCAGUACUCCUCCAGAUUAAUGGUUAGCAGAUCAGGUGGUAACAACCGCUACACAUAUCGUCUGGCAAGGCUGACACGAGAAGACAUAGUAGCUGUCCUCCAACAUCAGCAUGAUCUCACUGAUUUGACACUGUGCCAGUUGUGUGCCAGUAUGGCCAGGAGAAGAAGAGAUUAACGGUGAAGAAGGAACUGGGUGACACCAUGAAUCGGGAGUUAUGAAGUUAUGAAAGCAGUUAUGAAUCAUCGAGCAGCAGCCUUUUUAUAUACUGCCAUGCGCUGUGCAUAAGUUAAA